Molecule: messenger RNA, 876 nt
Organism: Colletotrichum spaethianum
Lineage: Eukaryota; Fungi; Ascomycota; Sordariomycetes; Glomerellales; Glomerellaceae
Exons: 2
Coding region: 1-876 (291 amino acids)
Source: RefSeq, a predicted model, not a curated record
AUGUCAAACGGUCCACCUCAGUCCAUGCCUUUACACACCCAACACCAGAACAAGGUUGAUGGGAGCUCCGACCCCGUCGCCUCAGAUACAAACGUCCAUAAUGCUGCAGCAGACUUCAACGACAUCUCCUUCCCUUACGUUUCAAACCCUCAGAUCCAGUUCCAAGCACACACAAUAGCGCCCUCGCCGCCAUUGUCCGAAUCUUCCUUUCAGCAACUUGAACCUCCUCCAGGUCAAAGACCCGGCCCGAGUCCGCUUGCGAGCAACUCUCUUCGAAUCCAGACCUCCGACUUCCACCCUAACCUACCGACACGUCCCGACAAUCACUCGAACGCCACCUUCUCUACCCCACGUCGCCCGAGUACCGGCCUCCACCACCAGACAUCAUCGUCGAGUCUGAAGCCCAUAUCUCGAACCCCGAGUUUCAAGGCCGCCAUCGCCAACAGCCUUGGGCCCGCCUCGGCGACGAGCUCGUGCAUGCCCAGCCCGAUCCUGUCGGCUAUGAGCGACGUCACCCCGCUGCCUUCGCCCUUGUUAUCAGGAGACUCGCCCGGUCCGUGGAAGCGUCUAGGUGUGCGACCGCCAUCGAGGGAUCAGAUGCCCAACCCAACGCCAGACUCCGUGCUGGUCUCAGCGACCGGCGAAUCAAUAGCAGCAGCCCUGGCCAACGCCUCGAAACGCAAAGUGUACGCCGGCCUGGUGGCAGAAGGCGCCGACGGCGCCGGCGCAAAGGGACCGGCGAACGGCAAAGCAGAACACGCGCGAAACCGAAGCAUCAGCGAAUACAACCCCGAACCGACUUACUGUCGGGGUCACAUACCAAGCCGGCGAAUGGCCCCGAUUCCGGCAAUGAACCCCACAUGCGCCGGGAGCUGA